Dissoconium aciculare CBS 342.82 is the source of this 2058-nucleotide messenger RNA. Its product is annotated as DUF300-domain-containing protein. The coding region runs from base 1 to 2058 and encodes 685 amino acids. NCBI's taxonomy places the organism in Eukaryota, Fungi, Ascomycota, Dothideomycetes, Mycosphaerellales, Dissoconiaceae. Gene Ontology annotation, molecular function: transporter activity. The transcript is spliced from 2 exons. Gene Ontology annotation, biological process: transport. The record is from RefSeq and is a predicted model, not a curated record.
AUGGCGAGUGCAUACGCUGAUCCAGACACCCCUACUGGGACGGGCAGCGGGUUUGGAAAGAGUGUUUUGAUAGUCACGGGUGUCAGCGCUCUGAUUGCAUGCCUGCUCACGAUCGGUGUCAUCCUCCUGCAGGCAAAGAACUAUCGAAAACCCCUGCUACAACGCCAUGUCAUUCGAAUCCUGGUUCUCGUGCCUCUCUUCUCGGUUGCUUCAUGGGCUUCUCUCACCUCACUUCAGGUGGCUUUCUGGAUCGAUCCCUUUCGUGAUGUCUACGAAGCCUUCACCAUCUAUACUUUCUUCAACCUCUUGAUCAACUUCCUUGGCGGUGAGCGAAGUCUUAUACUCAUGAUGAUGGGUCGCCCACCUGUGCCACACUUGUGGCCGUUGAACCAUGUAUUUGCCAAAGUCGACAUCAGCGAUCCACACACAUUUCUUCAGAUCAAGAGGGGGAUUCUACAAUACAUUUAUGUAAAGCCUUUGUUGGCGGUGGCGACCGUGGUCUGCAAGGCGACUGGCACAUGGAAAGAAGGUACACUCGCACUCGAUUCGGGAUAUGCCUGGAGUGGACUCAUCUACAACGUCAGCAUCUUCUGGUCUCUGUAUGACCUGGCUCUGUUCUGGGUAUGCAUGUCGGCCGAUCUGCAACCUUUCCGACCCAUGCCCAAGUUUCUCUGCAUCAAAGGCAUCAUCUUUGCAUCCUGGUGGCAGGGAUUCUUCCUAUCCAUCUUAGUCUGGCUUGGAGCCAUCACAGGCAUAGCCGGCACAGACUAUGACGCAGAUAGCCUCGCCGCCGCGAUACAGGAUGCGCUGAUUUGCAUUGAAAUGCCGUUCUUUGCCGUAGCACAGUGGUACGCCUUCAAGUGGCAGGACUAUGCGGACAAGACCAUAAGCGAUGCUCGCAUGCCCAUUCGUUUUGCCCUACGAGACGCGUUCGGACCUCGAGACCUCAUCGAAGACGCCAAGGAAACCAUGAGUGGGAAGAAAUAUGACUACCGCUAUUUUGAUGCCGAAGAUAACGUUAUUGGACACGAAGAGUCAAGGAGUAGGGAAGCACGCAUGAGGGAAGGAAUGCGGUAUGAAAGAGGCGGACGAGGCAAAUACUGGGUCCCUGCUGCGGGCCAUGCGGACAGCAAACAGCCCCUGCUCAGCCGAUUAGUAGGAAAUAGCCAUGCAAGGACAAUGAGCCCAGGAGGUGGACAUAAUCAUCGAUCCUCCAGCCAGCACAGCAAGGACUACGGGACAAGUGAUGAGCCAGAGGAGACUGUUCUCGACCCGGAAGAGGAGAGGCUGUAUACCAAUGCUCGCGCUCUUGAGUUUGGCGACUGGAACUAUCCUGUGAUCAACACCCAUUUCGCAUCUCGCGAGGACCGGCUCUACGCGGACCCGAACAUAGUAUCGCAAUCCACGAACCGAGUGAUUCUGCAGUCCUCGCGAGAAAACCGACAGAGACGUAAGAGUAGGAUAGAGUCAAUCCGCGACAGCGUUCAUCAACACGGCAGACCAGAAGCUUCGAAAAAGCGCGACGAACGCGGCAGCGACUCGAGCCAUGGUGGGAUUGCCUCGAAGGGAAAGGAGAAGCUCAAGUCAGUCCCUGUCGUCGGCAGCUUGCUCCGACACGAUUCUUCGGAUUCCGCCAAAUCGGACAGUUCACAGCUCGUUGACCUGAUCGUCGAAGAUCGGCAAGCGGAGGCGAUCGAGCGUGUCCGAGCCCGCAAAGAAGGCGGGCCCGGCUGGAACCGGAUUAAGCAGCAACAUUUUGUCCAUACGUUCCCGGACGAGUCCGCAUCGGAGGAGGUCCGCGCAGGUUUCAACCCGGAUCGGGUCGAGCAAAAGGUCACAGAUGGCUCGCAUACGCUCGACGAUCCAUUCGAGAUCGGCGAUGGCGAUGAAGUCUCCAAGGCCGUCGGAGAUCUGGAGGGUGAAGACGAAGUAGACGCACACCAGCCUUGGGACAAGAAAGAGUAUCCGGGCAAGGGGAAAGGCAAUGUUCAGGACGACGACACCGCCACAAGUCCUCUCUUCGAAGAGGAAAGGAACGCGUGGGGUGACGAACGAUGA